UGGUGCCUCACCUCGCUCGUCCUCCUCUCCGCGACCCGCUGGGCAGGUGUCGGGGGCCAGGAGUACCAGGUGCUGCAGUCCCAGGGCCCCGUGUCGGUGUCGGCGGGGGAGACGCUCGAGUUGAACUGCACCGUGCCUCUGCGUGGACCAGUAGGGCCAGUGAAGUGGUUCAUGGGCUCGGGCAGCGGCCGCCUGCUCGUCUAUGCAGAUACAGGGUCAUUGCCCCGGGUCACAAGGGCUGUGCCCAGCUCUACCUCAGACUACUCCAUAAACAUCAGUGACGUCCGCCCCGAGGAUGCCGGCACCUAUUACUGCGUGAAGUUCACGAAAGGAUCGCCUGAUGAGGAGUACCGAUCCGGAGCAGGCACAGCGGUGUCCGUGAGCGCCAGCCCGUCUGCCCCAUCCGUGUCCGGCCCCGCCAGCAGGGUCGAGCGGGGCAGCCCUGUGAACUUCACCUGCACGUCCGAAGGGUUCUCCCCCAGGGACAUCACCGUGACCUGGCUCUGGGACGGGGCCAAGCUCGCAGCCCAACCACCCCAGAUCCUCCCUGAGCAUGCGAGCGUCUCCUACCGCAUGUCCAGCACCGUGGCGAGGACGCUGACGGUCCGGGACAUCCACUCCCAGCUCACCUGCCAGAUCGAGCACAGCACCAUGUCGGCUCCGCUGCGGGGGACGUACAACCUCAGCCAGGCCCUGCGAGUCUCCCCCAGGCCCAGGCUGGCCACCAACUACUCUGGUGCCGUCCCCUUGAACGAGAUGGUGGUGUUCACUUGCACCCUGGUGGGGUUUUACCCCAAUGCGGCGAGGCUCACCUGGAUGGAGAAUGGGAAUGAGACCGAGCCAGAGAAAUCCCCGUCCCCGACGGAGAACCCGGACGGGACCUUCUCGCUGACGAGGACGCUGGCGGUGCGGGCGACCGAGCAGAGGAACCAGUCCUCGUUCACCUGCCGGGCCGUGCACGACUCCCAGCCCCCCACCAGCGUCACCCGCGUCCUGACAGUCGCCGCGACGAGCAACAAGGUGGAGGGGGAGCAGCAGGCAGACAAAAACGACGUCCAGACCAUAUACAUUGCCGUGGGAGUGGUCUGCCUCGUACUGGGCUUGCUGAUGGUGGCUGUCGUCUACCUCAUCUGGGCUAAGCAGAGCAAAGGUAAAAGCUCCCCUUCCGUUCGGCUACAUGAGUCUGAGAAGAGCAGCGGGACAGCUCCCCAGGACUCCGAGACCAACAACCUGACCUACGCUGACCUGAACUUCGACAAGGUGAAGAAGGACCAGCUGCAGAUCAUCGAGACGAGCCAGCAGUCUGAAUACGCCUGCAUCCAGACCAGCCCGCCGGCCGCCAGCGAGGACAACCUCACCUAUGCUGACCUGGACAUGGUGCAUCUCAGCCAGGCCCCCAAGCGGCCGGCCCCUCGCCCGGAGGAGACCGGCUCAGAAUAUGCCAGUGUCCAAAUCCAAAAGAAGUGAGCAAGGCUGUGGCUGUCUGGGGCUCCUGGGCACGGGGCAAAAUCCACCAGCCCCUCCCUUUGCUGGGCACAAAGACCUGAUCCUCAAGGAAGGCUCCUGGAGUGCGCUAGAUGUGCAAGCUAUGCUACCAGCCUUCAGCCGGACUGGACCACGACAGCCACGCUGCAGCUGCCCGGCGUUGCCCAGACUUCCACCGCGCGCCUGGGAGAGCCCCAGACAGCCCCAGACUCCACGCAGCUCUGUCCCUGGACCCAUAAAACACUUCUCUUCCCGCGGGGUUGGAGUCCCUCGGGCGCCGCGCACGGGGCUUCCUUGCAAGCGCAUUAACUGGUUGGGCCAUGUUUUCGGUGCGGCGCCGACACCACUGCCUACCCCACGGCACAGCUUCCUCCGAGCAGGGGCCGUGUCGCUCUAGCGGCCGGCAGCAUCCUCUGCGGGCCACCUUAGCCGAUCGCAUUCAUGGGGAAACUAGCCAGUGUGACUCAUCCUCCCUCCGGAUGGAGGAUAUUUCGGGAGUAAAUUUGGAGCGGAUGGCCCAGUCCAGGCUCUGGACUGCUGUAGAAGGCAGCCCAGCCGAGCGAAGUGGGGGGGUCUCUGAGAACAGGUCUCCCCAUUCCUCUCUCUGGGGAGAGGUCUCUCCGUCAAGCCAAGAUGACGAUUAUUCCUCUUCCCGGGACCCAAGAGCGCUCGGGUCAGGCCCAGUUUCACUGCCACCCCCGACCCAGACACCUUCCAAGCGCUUCCCGGGGAAGGGAAGUGCUCGGUUUGAAUAAGUCACUUCCGCUUCCACCCGUCUCUUUUUGCCCCCCGCAUCUUGUCUAGUCUCUCACUAGUGCCAAGGACACACGUGCGUCCUCGAGGGCUGUGGAGACUCCCUGGCUUUCCCCAAGAGAUCCAUAAAGCGAGGAUGUUUCUUGGCACUGGAGCGUCUUGGUCUGAGCACUGCCACUUCCCCAGUUCCCCCCAGGUGUUCACGCUCCGGGGGCACUGCCAGUGUCCUGGUCAUCAGCACCUGCAAAAGGAGGAGACUGGGACCCAGGGGCUUCCUAGCAGAGCUUGCACAGAGCCCAGACGGUAGCACAGGCUGACAGACUCUCGGGACUUCUUGUCGGCCAGUUCCUCGAGGGGCCCCGGCUCUGGCGUAGGUGAUCCCGGGAGCAGGAACAGUUAGAGCAAAGCCUGGAUGCACAAGGGGAGAGAUCCCCCAGAGCUAAUGUACAAGUCUCGGACAUGUAACUGUUAAUCUUUAGAGCUACAAACCAAUGUGUGUGUGUGUCGUGUGUGGGUGUACUGCUGUGUAUGUAGCACUAGGACAGGAUGUGCAAGAGGAAGGCUGGGGCACCGGCGAGGCCCAGGUGCCCGGCUGUGGUCGGGAGCCCUCUGUGAUCCCCGCUGGCACUAGCCGGGCGGUCGCGGGAGAGGGCGCAUGCUUCCAAUUGCAAAACAUUCCCGACGCAAGGCAGGCUUACGGCUCGCCACAGCCCCAGAGAAGUGACUCAGUGGAAACGCAGCCGUGAGCUGCCUUUCAGGAGCGGCGUCUUCCAUUUUCUCUGUGUGUGGGAGGCUGGAUGCAAUGCCCCGGCUUUGAUUUUCCCCAGAUCGUCAAGAGAUCCAGGGCUCAAGUUUCCAGGGGAGGAAAUUCCAGCUUGGGGCGCACAGCGGUCAACCCGCCCUGCUCAGCGCAGCCCUGAAUGUCGGCCUCUUACGUAUUCUUCCCAACACGUGGCAUUACCGAGGUACCAUUUCUUGAAGUAGGUUCAAGUGGGAAAAUAAAAAGAAGCUAUGAAUCUAGGUUCAGCCUGGCACAACAGGCUUGGCGAGAGUACUUUGUUCUAGCUGCUCUACCCCGCCAGGCCCGGAAGGGGUAGGGGUGGCUGGGAGAUGGAGAUGCAAUGUUUCUAAACCAGCUAGGGAACUAUUUGUACAGACGCCAACUUCAACUUCUUUUUUUUUUUUGCUUGCAAGAUAUUUUUGUAAUAAAAGGUGAAAAGUU
Messenger RNA from Gavialis gangeticus (Gharial), 3460 nucleotides. It is a transcript of the gene SIRPA, whose product is annotated as signal regulatory protein alpha. The record is from RefSeq and is a predicted model, not a curated record. Gene Ontology annotation, cellular component: plasma membrane. NCBI's taxonomy places the organism in Eukaryota, Metazoa, Chordata, Crocodylia, Gavialidae. The transcript is spliced from 8 exons. The annotation marks the transcript as partial.